AUGAACAAGAAUUGGGCAAGGACAUUGCAAACAACCACAUUCAUGGCAGGUAUUUCGAAUGCCAUAAACACAUGCGGCACCGUUAGGAUUGCAUUCAUAGGCAUACCCGUCAAAGCAAUUAGGCAUCUGCAAGAAGUAGGACCGCAUGAAGCGGAGGUAUUAAAAACGAAGAAGAAUAAAAGACCCAAGAUAAAAAGAAUAUGA
Funneliformis caledonium is the source of this 204-nucleotide messenger RNA. The record is from the annotation of a GenBank genome assembly. NCBI's taxonomy places the organism in Eukaryota, Fungi, Glomeromycota, Glomeromycetes, Glomerales, Glomeraceae.